Varanus komodoensis (Komodo dragon) is the source of this 4170-nucleotide messenger RNA. It is a transcript of the gene EPS8, whose product is annotated as epidermal growth factor receptor pathway substrate 8. The transcript is spliced from 21 exons. Gene Ontology annotation, cellular component: ruffle membrane; plasma membrane; vesicle. The record is from RefSeq and is a predicted model, not a curated record. Lineage: Eukaryota; Metazoa; Chordata; Lepidosauria; Squamata; Varanidae. The coding region runs from base 407 to 2872 and encodes 821 amino acids. Gene Ontology annotation, biological process: regulation of Rho protein signal transduction; Rho protein signal transduction; positive regulation of ruffle assembly. Gene Ontology annotation, molecular function: actin binding.
AUGAAUAAGCCGCUGGGUGCGCGCGCGCGCGCCCUCCUCCUCUUGUGUGGAGAGGUUCACUCGAUCACCGUAACCGCGUUCAGUCAAGCCGGCAUGCUCGCUGGAAACGGAUCCACUUCUCUGUCCAACUCAGAAAAUAAUAAAAAAUGUAGAACGUGUGAUUUCACUUGCAUUCAUGAUUGGUUCUGUCUUGAGUGCUAGAUUUGCCCCUCCCUGUGAGACCUGCUAGCGGAGGCUGCAAGGUGGAACUUUUGGGGCUGCUUUCCUCUUGCGUGUCAUGCAAUUUCCUGAGCAACCAUUGAGACAGCACGUUGCUUGCUAUUUAAUUAUCAUGCACAGAGAGGAAUGUGGUUAAUGGAGGACUAAUACCCAAGAUCCAGCAGAGUGAAAGGGAGUGACGAUCAGAAUGAAUGGACAUAUUACGAACCCCCACCCUGGUGUAUAUGGAAGUUACUCUUCGCAAGUAAAUGGAUAUGGGUCACCAACAUUUUCUCAAGGCGACAGGGACCAGAGUGCGAAGACAAGCGCGAAAGCCUUGUAUGAACAGAGGAAGAAUUAUGCACGCGACAGCAUCAGCAGCAUAUCUGAGACGUCACGGUACCAUGUGGAGCACUUGACUACUUUUGUUUUGGAUCGGAAAGAGGCCAUGAUCACAGUUGAUGACGGAAUAAGGAAGCUGAAACUGCUGGAUGCCAAAGGCAAGGUGUGGACUCAAGAUAUGAUUCUCCAAGUGGAUGACAGAGCUGUCAGUCUGGUGGACUUAGAAUCGAAGAAUGAACUGGAGAACUUCCCCCUGAGUACCAUCCAGCACUGCCAGGCUGUGCUGAACAGCUGCAACUACGACUCCAUCCUUGCCUUAGUGUGCAAAGAGCCAUCCCAAAGCAAAGCAGAUCUUCAUCUUUUCCAGUGUGAUAAGAUAAAGGCGAACUUUAUCCAUGAAGACAUUGAGAGUGCAAUCAGUGACAACAAAGGGGGGAAACCAAAGCGAAGACUCGACACACUCAGGAUGAUCUCCAAAGCUGACAGCGCUAUUCCUCCACCACCAAGAGCACCAGCCCCUGUACCCCCAGGUACCGUGACGCAGGUGGAUGUCAGAAGCCGGGUAGCAGCUUGGUCCGCUUGGGCAGCUGAACAAGGAGAUUUUGAGAAAGCACGCCAGUUCCAUGAGCAUGAAGAAACAGCCGAAAUGAUGGCGACCAGGAUCGACAGAGAUGUUCAAAUUCUAAACCACAUUUUGGACGAUAUUGAAUAUUUUGUCACCAAACUUCAAAAAGCAGCAGAAGCAUUCGCAGAACUUUCCAAGAGGAAGAAAACCAAGAAGAAUAAAAAGAAGGGACCUGGAGAGGGUGUCUUAACGCUCCGUGCAAAACCGCCACCUCCAGAUGAAUUUGUGGACUGUUUGCAGAAAUUUAAACAUGGUUUCAACCUUCUGGCUAAAUUAAGGUUGCAUAUCCAGAAUCCCAGUGCACCUGAAUUGAUUCAUUUUCUGUUUACUCCCUUAAAUAUGGUGGUACAAGCAACAGGAGGGCCAGAGCUUGCUGGUACAGUCCUCAGCCCUCUCUUAACAAAAGAUACAAUAGAAUUCUUGCGUUACACUGUCACAAGCGAAGAAGGACAGCUGUGGCUCUCUCUAGGUGACACAUGGACCAAAGCCAGAGCGGAGUGGCCGAAGGAGCAGUUCAUCCCACCCUACGUGCCACGGUUCAGAAAUGGCUGGGAGCCCCCGUUGCUGAACUUCAUGGGAACCCCAAAGGAGCAAGAGCUCAACCAGUUAGCCGAGUCUGUGGCGAACGUGGCUGAGCAGCAGCGGAAGCAAGAGAUGAAGCGGUUGUCCUCUGAGCAUCCCAGUAUCUCAGAUUAUCCUCCGUCUGAAGGGUAUGCAUUCAGUAACACAGCUUACAAAAGAGGGCCUCUGCCGGACCAGGGGGCAGCGGUUGCUGCAUUUAAGCAAACUGUUAGCCGACAUGUAGAUAGGAAUUAUGAAGCACAUAAAACCCCAUCCAAGAAAUAUGCCAAAACCAAGUAUGACUUUGUGGGAAGAAACCAGAGUGAACUUUCUGUCAUGAAAGAUGACAUUUUAGAGAUUCUCGAUGACAGGAAGCAGUGGUGGAAAGUCCAGAAUGCAAGCGGAGUCACAGGAUUUGUGCCAAACAACAUCUUGGAGCCUCUCAGAUCCCAGGAAGGUGGCUCCACCGAACCACCUUACACACACACCAUCCAGAAGCAAAGGACAGACUUUGUUCUGAAGCAGCCUGACCCCGCACCUGCUGCUCCGUCUCCACCCCAGACGCCACUUCCCGUCCCAGUUCCAGUGCCGCUCCCUCCAAGUAUUCCUGCACCUGUCCCAGUUCCUGUGCCAAAGGUACCCGGAGCCAUCAGCCGCCAAAGCAGCACAUCAAGUGACAGCGGGCGAGACAGUCAGAGGCAGAAGCCUCCCCCUGUAGAUCGAAGAAAAUCUCAGAUGGAGGAAGUCCAGGAUGAACUCAUCCACCGGCUCACGAUCGGCCGGAGUGCUGCCCAAAAGAAGUUCCAUGUGCCACGCCCUAAUGUCCCAGUAGUCAACAUCAACUAUGACUCCUCACCGGAAGAUGUGAAAAAUUGGCUGCAAGCAAAAGGAUUCAACCCAGUGACUGUCAACAGCCUUGGGGUUUUGACUGGUGCUCAGCUGUUCUCCCUCAACAAAGAUGAACUGAAGUCUGUAUGCCCCGAAGGGGCUCGCGUAUACAGCCAAAUUACUGUUCAGAAAGCGGCAUUGGAGGCUACCAGUGGAAGUUCAGAACUGCAGGAGAUCAUGAGACGGCGACAGGAGAAACUCAGCGCGGCCGCCACGGACUCGGGAGUGGAGUCCUUUGACGAGAGCAGUAGUCAUUGAAACUCCUUUCAGUUAUUAUUAUUUUUUUUGUUAUUGUUUAAUACUAAAGAGGGAGUGAGCAAUCCUGCUGGCCUUGGCAUUGUUCCAUCUUGCUUUGUUCUAGGAAGCUGUAACGGGGGAGAUGUCUGCUGAAUAACGACUAUUUAUGUAGAUACGACAUGAUGCCAUAAGGAAAGCAUGCAAUGGGGAGGUAAGGAGGGGGGAGCAAUUUCCGUUCCCCCCCUCCCUUGAUUUAAAUGUAUAUUUAAGUGAAAAUUCUCCUGUGGGGGUCCUUCACCAGCCUGUCCAGGGCUGGUUUCUUGAAAACCAAUCAUUUCAUGCUUUUCUUCUUUGUAUUUUUAGUGGGCAGGCAAAAUCCCAUUACUGUUUUGAGUCAUUCGUAGACGCUGAGCCAACCAAGAAAAUGUGUUGAAAUCCUUGGUCCGGUGUCAGCCCAAAGGGCCCUGAUCCAGCCAGGGACUUUAGUGUUCCAUCGACUACAGUGGGAAAGUUAAGCACAUGCUCCUCUCUGCCAUUCAAGUCAGUGAGAUGUCGAAGGACUUGAGACUUCACUGUAGCAAGACCCUUUUUCCCACUAACAUGGCCGCCUUGUCUUUAGAUUCCAUGUUUGAGCACCAGGUUGCCCAAUGGAUCCAAAAGUUCCUGAACACCAAUGGCCAGAGGCUAGGUGUUUUUGAUCUCAGUUGCAGCCCUUUUCUUGCCAUCCUGAUAGUAUCAGGAUGGGCUCCUAAUGGAAGUGGAGAGAACAAAGUAAUUUAUUCUGGAUUUCAGUUUUGUUGCUGUUCUAGCGGGAAUAAGCACAAAUAAAUAAAGACUCCAAUGAAGGAAACAAUAGCACAAAUGUCGAUUUUUUAAAAAAUGGGGGAAAUGGGACCUUCUUUCAGAAUCCAUGCGUUUAUUCACAGUAUUAUUCUUAAAGAGUAUUGCAUUUAAGAAUGCAAAGGGAAGGUAAUGUCAAAAGGGAAGGAAACGUUGGUUUUGCAGUAGCAAACAUGGAAAGUGUUUCUAAUGUUUAAAAGAAAAUUUAAAAGAAUGAAAUUAUCAUUUCCGACGUAAAUAUUUUAAAAUAAGGUCACUAUAAGUAUAGAAAAAUACUAAAAUCAAUGUUGUGGGAUCUUGGAGCCCCAAGGACUUUUAAAAAAACUCUCCAUACAAAGCAUUCUGUUCUGUCACUUGUAUAUAAAGGGCAUCAAAAAUCAUGUCAUUUAGAAGAAAUUAAUCAUCUAGUUUUAUUAAUUUUCAUGGUGCCUUUUUCACAUGAUUCAGCUGAAAGUCUGAAAUAAACAAUAUUUGACGUA